AAUCAGGUUCAACUUGCAUCUGAGAAAAUCAAACAUUGGAAUAACGGGAUUGAGCGAUGGAAUGUAGAAAACAUGUCACUUUCAGCAUUUAAUUUGGACAAGUUUUCCUAUCAACGAAAGCCUUCGACAUGUUCUCGGCGCGAUCCUACCGGCAUUUCUAAUCAGCCAUGUGCAUCCACAAAUACUAAGUUCACUUUGAAUUCGCAGUCAGCACAUAGCUCGAGUUCUGAAAGGAAAUCAAGGGACUCUCCCUCGAGUUGUGAUAGCAAUCAAGGAAAUAACGAACUUGAAUCAUGUGCAGACGAUCCAAGUUUUACCGCUACAAUUUUUGCUAGCCAAGAAUUUGUUGAUGUCAUGGAUUCUCUAACAAGCGAAACUCGGGUACAGAUUGUCGAAGCUUUAACUUCUUCUUCAAAAGAAAACAUGAAUCCAGAGAAGAGGAGUUUUGAAGCAGGGAAUAAAAGAAAAAGACAUUACUUUAUGGAAGAUGAAGAUAAUGAAGAUAACAAUGAAGACAAGAAAAGAUCCCGCAAAUCUGAGGAAUUAGAAGACCUUGACACCAGCCAUAACUCAAGAAAAAACUCUGCUAGGAGAGAUGUGACUGAUGGGAAACAAGAAAUUCCUGAAGUUGUUUGUUUAACAGAUGAUGAAGCUGAAGAUAGUGAUGUUGUUCUGACUGAUUUCAUAGAUAUCAGUCAAAUUGAUGCUGGAGACAACAGUGAGGAGGACAGCUUCAGUGAAGAGGAGACAGUUACUAUUUUAUCCUUUUUCAAUGAUUGUUCUCUUCAAGAACUGGCAUCUGUUCCUGGUUUGUCCUCGAAAAAGGCUGAAAAGAUCAUCAAAAUGAGACCAUUUGACUCUUGGAGAGAUCUUGUUUCCAAACUGGACUCUGCAAAGAACUUAUCUUCAGAGUUGAUAGACAACUGUCAAAGCCUGCUUGAAGAGCGUAAAGCUGUUGAGAAGUUGAUGAACAAAUGUGAGAGCAUCUCCAACAAAAUUCAAGACAUGCUUAACUCAAGAUUAAGUGCUGGCAAGAGUGAUUCUUCAGAUCGUAAAAGAGGAGCUGUGAUAACAUCACAACCAAAAAUAUUAAAUAGAAGUCUUCAGCUGAAACCCUACCAGUUGACAAGUCUUAACUGGCUGGUUCUGAUGCACGAACAGGGAGUCAAUGGAAUUUUAGCGGAUGAAAUGGGUCUCGGAAAGACAGUUCAAGCCAUUGCUUUUCUAGCUUAUUUGUGUGAAUCUGGAGAGAAAGGCCCUCAUUUGAUUAUUGUUCCGGCGUCAACUCUUGAUAAUUGGGGCAGAGAAGCCAAGAAAUGGUGCCCAUCAUUAGAAUUCUUUUUGUAUUAUGGGAGUCAAGCAGAAAGACUUCAGUUGCAAUGCGAGGUGGAUUUAGCAGAACCAAAACCUGAUGUUUUCAUUACGACCUACACAGUCGCAACUGGUACAAAAGACGAUCGUUCCUUUUUAAGAAAACUAAAUUGUAAUUACGUAGUACUGGACGAGGGGCAUAUGUUGAAAAACAUGCAGUCACAGAGAUACCAGGGACUUAUGAAAAUGAAGGCCCGUCGUCGGCUUCUUCUAACAGGAACACCACUACAGAACAACUUGUUGGAGUUGAUGUCUCUGCUAAGUUUUGUGAUGCCGAGCAUGUUUGGUGAGAGUGUUCAGGGGAUUAAGAUGCUCUUUUCUAACAGCAAAAUGAAUGAUAAACCAGGGAGCAAUUACGAGAAAGCAACAGUUGCUCAGGCAAAAAGAAUCAUGAAACCGUUUGUACUAAGAAGGCUCAAGAAAGAUGUUCUACAACAGCUUCCUGCCAAACACGAUCUCGUAGUCAAGGUGGACUUGACGGAAGAACAGCGUCAGUUGUACAACGACAACUUUGUGAACUGUUCAAGACAAUUUAGGGAGUCGGAUGGCGGCUCACAAUACAGCAAUAUUUUGAUGUUACUUCGGAAGGCCGCCAAUCAUCCUCUUCUACUACGUAAUCACUUCAACGAUAGCAUACUACUGAAGAUGGCAAAGAAAUACUGCAAGGACCCCGUGCACCGCGAUUCUGAGCCGGAUCUGGUUUUCGAGGAUAUGACAGUGAUGUCUGACUUUGAACUACAUUGUCUCUGUCGAGAGGAACAGAGUUUGGCGGAUCAUUGUCUUAAUAAAGAAAUUUUGAUGAAAUCAGGAAAAUUUGAGUACUUAGAUACACUAUUACCCGGAUUAAAGGAAAAGAAUUGCCGUGUGUUGCUGUUUAGUCAGUUUACCAUGGUGAUGGAUAUCAUCGAGGUCUAUUUGUCGGACAGACGUCAUCGUUACUUGAGACUGGAUGGACAGACGGCUGUAGUAGAUAGGCAAAACCUAAUUGACAAGUUUAAUGGUGAUCCGGAUAUCUUUGUCUUUCUUCUUUCGACCAAAGCAGGAGGCCUGGGUAUCAAUCUAACGGCAGCAAAUGUUGUGAUCUUGCACGACGUUGACUUUAACCCGUACAAUGACAAACAAGCGGAGGAUCGGUGCCAUCGGGUGGGUCAAACCAGAUCGGUGACAGUGUAUCGGCUGAUUGGUAAAGACACUGUGGAGGAAGCGAUUCUCCACUGUGCGCAGACCAAACUUCGACUAGAACAAGAUAUGGCUUUAGCAGAUAGUGAUGAUACAAAAUUUGCCAAAGAUGUAUCAGAACUCCUUAGAGACGUGUUCACUUCAUCGUGAUGCACAAGUGCAAUCAAAUAAUUGCAAGUUGAGUCAGUAAAAGUUAAUUUGAGUGUGGAUAAAAUUGAAGUAGACAAUUCUAAUUUUUAGAGAAUGCUGUAAUCGUAGAAUUGAAGUAAUAAAAC
Molecule: messenger RNA, 2825 nt
Organism: Pocillopora verrucosa
Lineage: Eukaryota; Metazoa; Cnidaria; Anthozoa; Scleractinia; Pocilloporidae
Product: SWI/SNF-related matrix-associated actin-dependent regulator of chromatin subfamily A containing DEAD/H box 1
Cellular component (GO): nucleus
Molecular function (GO): DNA binding; chromatin binding; ATP binding
Source: RefSeq, a predicted model, not a curated record